This is a messenger RNA of Cyclocybe aegerita, 969 nucleotides long. The record is from the annotation of a GenBank genome assembly. NCBI's taxonomy places the organism in Eukaryota, Fungi, Basidiomycota, Agaricomycetes, Agaricales, Hemipholiotaceae.
AUGAUUUGGAGGCGACGCGUCAGUCUUCCCGAUUGGGACGAUUUCCAACUCCGCUACGCGCGUGACGUCCAUACAACGCUCAGCUGCGUGAAGCGUGGCAAACCUUCCUGUUUGCAAUCUCAUCCCGGGGCCAUGGAUCCCGUUAGAACACCUCUGACCGCGAACUCUCAGUUCAUCCAAGCCGACGAUGACGACGACUUGGACGAAGAGAACAUUCCGGGAUUCUCUCAUCCAGGAAUGGCGCAGUCACCUGCACCACAAGACAAGGGCAAAGGACGGGCGUCCUUCGUCCCUGAGCAACUCGCACCACCGAGCGCAACGCCUGCUGGCCCGAGUGUUCCUGCACUUUCCGGCAAUAUUGGAAGUUCGUCUCAGCCAGCCAGACCGAAUAGGCAGACAGUCGGAGGAUUGCAGGUCGAGACGCGAUAUUCCGGCCAAGACACUCUUGACGAGCCCAUAACGGAGACCAUUGCGCGCGACUUGCUUUCGAUUUACUCUAAACUCGUUCAAGUUCUCUACCCUCGGCGUAGCUCCGGCCGCGAAGUUCUCAGAGACUGGGAUUUAUGGGGUCCACUAUUACUCUGCUUGAUGCUCGGGAUCAUGCUAAGCAUUAAUGCGCCUCCAUCUCAAUCAUUGGGCGUUUUCACUAGUGUCAUCGUGAUCUGCUCGCUGGGCGCUUUAUUCGUGACUGUACAGGCGAAGCUCUUGGGUGGACGAGUGUCAUUCUUCCAGGGUCUAUGCGUCCUCGGUUAUUGCAUAGCCCCUCUUGACAUUGCUGCUCUCGUUGGUUGCUUUGUUCGCAUCAUCUGGAUUCGGGCUCCAGUUGCUCUGUUGGCUUGGGGUUGGUGCAUUUGGGCUUCCGUCAACUUCCUGGAUGGCACGAAAAUCGAACAGCAGCGCAUUUUGCUUGCAGUCUAUCCUCUCCUUCUGUUCUAUUUCAUUUUGGCCUGGAUGAUUCUGAUUCAGUAG